ACUCUCUCUUCUCAGAAAUAUUGCUGCCGGAAUAUUGGCCUUUCGACUGCGGCGCCGUCUCCGACUUGACCUUCCUUUCUCCGGCGAGUAAAUUCAAGUACUAACAGGGUUGAUUAAAGAUGGUUGAAGAGGAGGUAGUAGUAGGACAGGAAAUAGAUGGGGGUGGUGAAAACCAAAGAAAGAGAAGAAUGGGACAAAAGAAAGGUGGAAAGACAAAGAAGAAACUUAAAGUGAUUCCUGUUGGACCGGAAAACAAAGUGAAAAUUGAUAGGAAGAUGAAGAAGCUAAUUCGUAAGAGGGUUAGGGAUUACAACUCUGAUGAUGAUGUUGAGGAGAAGGAAAUUGAUGUGAAUCUUCAGGAAGAUGUUGAAGAUGAUGAUGAAGAGAAUUCAUCAGAUGAAGAAGAUGUGGAGGCUAAGACUGGAAAAGAAGAUGAUGCAUCUGAUGAUGAAGAUGGGGAAGUUCAACCAGGCAUUACUAAACUCACUGAGGGUUGUAAUGCAUUCAGAUUGGCCUUCAAGAAGAUCAUGAAGAAGAGUGUUUCUGACAAUUUACUGGGUCCUGUUUUAUCAGCACACAAGAAGCUCUUGGCUGAGAAGCUUGCUGAAGAUGAUGUUGAGCUAAAGGCCAAAGGAGCUCUAAAGAAAGAGAAACAUCUGGUAGGUGAGAGGGGUCAUGUGAAGCCUGCUAAUUUCUUAGAUGCCCAUGAUAAGUUUCUCAUUGGAGUUGCCACAAAAGGAGUGGUCAAGUUAUUCAAUGCUGUCAACAAAGCUCAACAUGCUCAGAAAGGUCUGGAUCCAUCAAGGUCUAAAGAUGCUAAAGUAAUAAGAAAAAGGAGGAAAGAAGCAUUCUUUUCAGAGCUGGGAAAGAAAUCAUCUCAAACAAAGACUCAAUCGGAAGGGGAAGGACCUGCAUGGGCUCCAUUGCGAGAUAACUACAUGUUGACAAAUUCAAAGCUAAAGAACUGGAACAAGAUGCCGGAUCCAAAUGUUACUGAAGAUAUUGGAAGAAUGGGAUCGGAUGAAGGUUCAUCCGAUGAAGAUUAGUGAAGAAAAGUGUGUUUGUUUGUUUUUGUUCUUGUUAGGUCACAUUCGAACUUCAAAUGUAGCAAAUUCGAUGAGUUUUUUUUUUGGGUAUCAAAUAUCAAUCAAUUAUGCAAUCACAUACAGAUUC
Messenger RNA from Impatiens glandulifera, 1173 nucleotides. RefSeq names its product RRP15-like protein. The record is from RefSeq and is a predicted model, not a curated record. Gene Ontology annotation, cellular component: preribosome, large subunit precursor. Lineage: Eukaryota; Viridiplantae; Streptophyta; Magnoliopsida; Ericales; Balsaminaceae. The transcript has 9 exons. Gene Ontology annotation, biological process: maturation of 5.8S rRNA; maturation of LSU-rRNA. Bases 120 to 1046 code for a protein of 308 amino acids.